Melanotaenia boesemani (Boeseman's rainbowfish) is the source of this 6278-nucleotide messenger RNA. RefSeq names its product SLIT and NTRK-like family, member 3a (gene slitrk3a). Lineage: Eukaryota; Metazoa; Chordata; Actinopteri; Atheriniformes; Melanotaeniidae. Bases 2510 to 5224 code for a protein of 904 amino acids. Gene Ontology annotation, cellular component: postsynaptic density membrane; GABA-ergic synapse. The transcript is spliced from 3 exons. Gene Ontology annotation, biological process: axonogenesis; regulation of presynapse assembly; positive regulation of synapse assembly. The record is from RefSeq and is a predicted model, not a curated record. Gene Ontology annotation, molecular function: protein binding.
CUCCUGUUUUCCUCCUAUCGGCAGCAUCCAUAACUAUAGCGCAGCCAUCCUCAUCACACGUUUUGCUCCCCUCCUCCUCUUUCUCUCACCGCCACAUCUCUCUCCUUUGCGUCUCUCGUCCCUUCAAUCCCACCUCCACCUCCCCAUCUUGGUCCCUCAUUUGUCUGACGCACGACACGGAGACGAACCCGGGGAAACUAAGCCAAAAAGAAGAGAAAAAAAAAACAGCUGAUGCCUGAGCAAACACCGAUAUGAUCCAUAUACUCCCACUGUUGCUGCACUGGACAGAGACAAGGUCCUGAAGCCGAGAGGAAAACACUGUCACCCUGCUACACUGCUGAGCGCUCGCCCGAGAGGCGGCGGAGUGAAGUAGGAGGAGGAGGAGGGAAGGGGUGGAAGAGGAAGUGGACGGGCAGAAGUCGAAGACUUGCAUUUUAAGCAAACUGCUUAGAAAAAAAGAGGGAGACGAGAAAGAAGAGGGUAGAGUCAGAGUCACCGGAGAGUGAGAGUGGGAGAGAAAACAUUCUUAUCACGUCUUCAUUUCUCCUCUCUCCUCUCUUUUUCCUCAGCCACUGAAAGAGGGUGAGGAAAGAGGGAGAGAGGGGAGAAAGAGAGAGCAAGGAGGAAAGAGAUCUAACGAGACUCAAACUAUUGGUCUUUUCCCUGAUGCUUUCCAAAUGCACCACGAAAAUAAGCCCGGCAUCGGACGGUGAGCGGAACGCACCGGGCAACAACACACAUCGCAGAAGGAUAUGUGAAGUUGGAAUCCCACUAAACUAAGCGGCGGAAUCAAUAGAUCCAGGAGGAUUACACUCGGAGAAUUUCACAGGGUGGAGAUAAUGUGCACGGAACUAUUCUUUUUUUAACCAGAACAUAUUCUGGUUUAAACAGUCGUAUCUUUUUUAUUGGAUUACUUUUUCCUCUUCUCCGUCCCAAUGGGGUUUUAUUUAUUCGUUUUUCAGCACAACGGACAGCGGCUCAGAUCGGCACACGGUCCCACGCGCAUGUUUGGAUUUUCAACACCUUCAUUUGAGCGGACAGCAUUCUGAAUACAUGAGUGUGUAUGCAUGACAAGUCAGAGGGACAAAACAUCUAAGGUUGUGUGUGUGGUUGUGUGUGUCAGAGAGAGAGGGAUAGAGAGUGGGAGAGAGCGAUAAAAAAAGACGUGGGGAGAGAUUUUACAGAUAGACUAACAACGACUGAGCAAACAUUUCUAUCAAUACCUGCUUUUUAAUUCGGAGUCAAAAUUUAGUAGCCCAGGGCAUUUUUAAUGAGGUAGGUAUCGUAAUUAUGAGUACUUUUCUGUCUAUUUGAAGGUUACCGGACUCUACUAAAACACUGCCUCUUAAUUGCGUUUCUCGAGCUUCGCCCAUUGCGCUUCUCAUUUGUGCCGAUGUUCCUCAAAACAUACAAGAGCAUUACCAACAGAGAAAAACUCCAGAAGUUGCAUUAAAUUUACAUUGGACAAAUUAAAGCUCGGGGUGCACUUUAAAAACCGACAUUUUACUGCCAUAUUGAACAUUCGGAUAAUGGAGAAAGAAAAAAAAAACACUGGAGGGAUUUUUAUUUUCUUUUCCUCCAGCUCGCAUUUCCUGUCAUUGGACCUAUUGGACUAUCUUUUUCCUUUCUCACAGAGUCAUUAAUUGCUUUUCAUUGACGUUUAGAACAUAUAGGCCUUGCCUUACCUUUAGUAAUAUACAAGCAGUAUUUUCAUAGCACAGGCAUUUGUUACAUCAGAUUAACAGGAGUCAAAGACUGGGAUAAACACAUGUGUUGUGACUGACUUAUAGAGCAAAAAUCUCAACAAAAUCCUUAUUUAUUCCCACUGUGAAUCAUGGAGCUGACACUCUCCAGACUCCUGUGUUAAAGGCUCAAUGCACCAACUCAAAAUCCUACUUAGUAUUUUGAACCCCCAUAUUCGUAUCUUGAAAAAGGGGUAGAAGUCCCUGUUAUGUAAUAAAUGAGGCAAAGGGCCAGUGUCUCCUCACUCGCCUACUGUUGGCUCCAUUUAUUCAUAGCGAUAAGCAUCUUUGCUUUGAUUUAUUGCGACCUUACCAGCACAUCUGCUGUAUAAUAGAUGGUGUUCCUGUCUACAUAGUGAAGUUAACUGAAUGUUUGUAGAGAUUUGUUUGUGUUGUUGGGUAUCAUAUUAUUCAUUCAAGAGCCCUCGUCUUAUAUUUUGUUUGAAAUACCCAGCAAUAUUGCAGAAUCUGAAGUGGUCUCCAAUGGCAUUCUAUUAUUCAUUGGUAUUCAUUUCAAAGCUUGCCUUCCAGUCUACUGAAGCUAAUGCUCUCUUCCUCAUUCCUCUGUCCUCUCUAUCUGCCUGUCACCUUAAACCUUACUUUGUGAGUGUGUGUGUGUGUGUACCUGUGUGUGUAAUCCCAACCUCAAAACCUUCCCGCCUCCUUUCCCACCCACUCUUGCAUUGUCUUUUUCUCUUCUCUAUUGCAGUGCUGUGAAGUGGCUCUGUCCCUGGAGCCAACACUUCAUCCCCUUGGUGUCAGCGAGGAUGCUGUGGGUUACCUUGCUGAGCACCAUAGCCUUAGGAUGGACCACACCAAUCCCACUACUAGAGGACUCCGAAGAGAUCGACGAGCCCUGCUUCGAGCCCUGUUACUGCGAGGUCAAGGAGGGCAUCUUCCACGUCCACUGUGACAGUAAAGGAUUUACAAAUGUCAGCCAGAUUUCCCAGAUAUGGAGCAGGCCCUUCAAGCUCAACCUGCAGAGAAACUCGAUGAGGAAGCUUUAUUUUAACAGCUUCCUCCACCUUAACAAUGCCAUAUCCAUAAAUCUGGGUAAUAACGCCUUGCAAGAUAUCCAUGCUGGGGCAUUCAAUGGCCUAGGAAUACUCAAACGGCUGUUCCUCCAUGAAAACAAACUUGAAGUUUUCAGGAAUGAUACAUUUCUAGGGUUGGAGAGUUUAGAGUAUCUCCAGGCAGACUAUAAUGUUAUCAAAAGGAUUGAAAGUGGUGCAUUCAGACACCUUCAUAAAUUGAGAGUGCUUAUACUAAAUGACAAUCUGAUCCCUGUACUACCAAACUAUCUUUUUCGAUCUGUGUCCCUCACACAUCUGGACUUGAGAGGAAACAGACUUAAGACAUUACCUUAUAAGGGCACACUGGAGUAUAUUGGGAGGAGCUUGAUGGAAAUCCAGCUGGAAGAGAAUCCUUGGAACUGUGUGUGUGAGAUUGUCCAGUUAAAAACAUGGCUGGAAAGAAUCCCUUAUACAGCUUUGGUGGGUGAGAUUACGUGUGAGUACCCAUUCCACUUACACGGCAAAGACUUACGGGAAAUCAAGCGCAGUGAGCUCUGUCCUCUGCUCUCUGAUGCGGAGAUCGAGGCCAAGCUGGGAAUUCCUCGGGUUCCUUUCAGCAAUGAGAACACUUGGCCUACUAAACCUUCCUCCAUGCUCUCCUCCUUUCACAACACAGCCUCUUCUGUGGAGUACAAGGAAAGAGCUGUUAAGCCUACCAAACGUCCCCGGCCAACAAAGAAUCCCCCAACUCCUCGUAGCAUCUAUCCAGGCAUCAACCAGCCCCCCAUUGCUGGUUACCAAACAAGACCUCCCAUUCCAAUCAUUUGUCCAGCUGGAUGUAUUUGCAACCUUCACAUCAAUGAUCUGGGCCUAACGGUGAACUGUAAAGAGAAAGGCUUUCACAAUAUCUCAGAGCUCUUGCCACGGCCCCUCAAUGCCAAGAAAUUAUAUCUCAGUGGGAACCUAAUACAGAAAAUCUACCGUUCAGAUUUCUGGAACUUCUCAAGUUUGGAUUUACUGCAUUUAGGGAACAAUCGGAUAUCCUAUGUACAGGAGGGCGCCUUUAUUAACCUACCAAACUUGAAGAGUUUAUAUCUGAAUGGGAACGACAUUGAGCGACUCACACCUGGGAUGUUUCGGGGGCUUCAGAUGUUGAGUUAUCUUUACUUUGAAUAUAAUGUCAUACGUGAGAUCCAUCCUCACUCAUUCUCCCUUAUGCCAAACCUCCAGUUGGUUUUUCUUAAUGACAACCUGCUACGCUCCCUUCCCACUGAUGCCUUUGCUGGCACCAACCUUGCACGUCUUAACCUCCGUAACAAUUACUUCCUUUCCCUGCCUGUGCAUGGUGUCCUGGAGCAUCUGACCUCCAUUGUGCAGAUUGAUCUUCAUCAGAACCCCUGGGACUGCUCCUGUGACAUCAUUCCCCUCAAGCAGUGGCUGGAAAAACUCUCCUCUGUCAUUGUGGUUGGCGAUGUCAUCUGCAAGACCCCAGAAUUUGCUUUUGGAAAGGACCUUCGCUCGCUUGAGAUUGAGGUCCUAUGUCCUGAGCUCAAAUACUCCUCAGGCCCCUCCCCGGCGCUGCCUGGUGGGGAUGACUUGACCACGGGGAGCUCUGACCUGGGGGAGGCAGGUGGGAGAGGGGCUGUGCCACUAUCGGUCCUCAUUCUCAGCCUACUCAUCCUUUUCAUCUCAGCUGUGUUUGUGGCUGCUGGGCUUUUUGCCUUUGUUCUCCGACGCAGGAAGAAGUUGCCUUUUCGCAAACGUUCUGAGGUAGAUCUGACAGGGAUCCAAAUGCAAUGCCGAAUUUUUGAGGACCCCCCAAGGCAAAGCAGUGCUGGGAACAAUGGCACUCCAGAAAAACCAAUGCCCAGUAUGCACACACACACUCACACUAGUCACACACAUGCUCAUGGACACGUUUAUGAUUACAUCCCCCAUCCAGUAACUCAGAUGUGUAACAACCCAAUCUAUAAGCCUAGAGAGGGGGAGAUAGCUGACCAAGAGAAUGCACAGCUUUUAGAAAAGAAAGACAAUGGCAGCGGUAGCAACAGUAACUACAGAACCUUAUUAGAGAAAGAGAGAGAGUGGACUUUGGCUGUUUCCAACUCUCAACUCAACACCAUUGUUACAGUCAACCACACCACAGCUGACUUGGCAGGAUUUCAUGAGAAUGGAGGGCUCUGCCCCACAGUGAUUGACAGUCAAAGGCCUACACCAACAGUGGGCUUUGUAGACUGUUUAUAUGGGACUGUACCCAAACUAAAGGACAUGCACGUUGCACAUGCACACCCACCAGGCAUGCAGUACCCAGAUUUGCAGCAGGAUGCGCGUCUGAAGGAGACAUUGCUUUUCACGGCGGGGAAAGGCUGCUACCCUGAUCCGUCACAAAGCGAUUACCUCGAGUUAAGGGCCAAACUUCAAACCAAGCCAGAUUACCUCGAAGUCUUGGAAAAAUCUUACCGGUUUUAACAUCUCCAGCCCAUUUGGGUGAAAAAUAAAGAAUAAUAAAUAAAUAAAAAUCACAAAGUCAACAUAUUCACUUUGUCACAUUCAAAAUAAAUUCACCCAAAAUACUAAAAACUAAACUUGAAAAAAGCAUGAUAAAAAAUUUAAUAUCUUACAGUCACAAUGUUCCCCCAAAUCAAUUUGGAGGAGAGGUCAUUCUCAGAUAUUUCUAUUAAGUGCCUUUUUUCAGAGUAGCCAGCAAUGUCAACAACCGUUAUUUUUAUAAUAUAUAAAUAUCUUUACAUGCCCACAUGAGAGCAAAAGAGGAACAAGAAGGGCAUUGGGGAUUAAACCUACAGAAAUCUUACAUCUGUUAUUAAAAUCAAUUUUUAUGGAGUUACCAUGAUGUGCUACCACUUAUCGAGAAGACAAACGGGAGCUGGACGUCUCCCUGACUUGGGGUUUUUCUUUCAGUCUCUUUUUCCCCCAACUAGGAUGUACAAAAAUGGGGAGGCUGUGCACAUGAAGUUUGUAGGAGAUUAUCAAAAGAGAGAAAAAAAAUACUCAUAUUAAAAAUGAACUGCAGUUUGCUGCAUGCACUCGCUUCAGUGCAGGAAGUGAGAGGAUUUACUCAGAACUAUAACGUCGCAUUCUGAACAGAGAUACUGCAACACAUUUACAGUUCAGUGUUCUAUUUAAUUUUUAUAUCUUAUUAAUAUGGUUAUUACUAUUAAUGAGAACUUCUGUCUAUAUCAGGGUGCUUCUCGUAAAAAAAGGAUGCGCCGACGCAUGGACAAUGCCGAGGGUUUUCUGGAUAUUUCCACACACUUUGUUAAGACUCCCCACCCGUUUCUUCUCCCCCCCUUCAUUGCUUCUGGAUUCCCCAUUGCCACCCACUAACGGCUUUGUAGGAGGCACUUUUAAUGUUUUCUUUCUCACAAAGAUUUGAAGAAAAAUGUGCAUAUAUUUAUUCUGUAAUUUCAGUGAAGAAUUUAAUUGUAAAGGUAAAUGUUAAAUCAAUGUAUAGUGAUUAUGCGUCUGGUAUAGCCUUCUUAAUAAAAACAAGCUCUUCAAUCAA